Molecule: messenger RNA, 582 nt
Organism: Phycomyces blakesleeanus NRRL 1555(-)
Lineage: Eukaryota; Fungi; Mucoromycota; Mucoromycetes; Mucorales; Phycomycetaceae
Exons: 1
Coding region: 1-582 (193 amino acids)
Source: RefSeq, a predicted model, not a curated record
AUGGUGUUGCUUUGCCUGAUCAAAGAGACAGAAUUUUAUGCCAAGCACCUCAACGGUGACAGUGGAAGAAAGGCAAGCCUAUGGAGCAAUCUUCACACCAAGUUUUGCAUCAAUCCCAAUGUGAUAUGCUUUGCCAGUACUUCUGUGGGACACCAGUUUUCCCUGAAAUACAGGGACCUUAAAUAUGUAAAGGAAAGGUUUCAAACUGUCAAGAAGGAAUUCCGCAAAGUUGUGGCUGAUAUACAAAGAACUGGAUCUGGUGGCCCUCCUCCUCCAGAGAGAUUUCAAUUUUUUGAUGCCAUGAAAGAGAUAACGCUGUUGGACCCUAGUUUCUUCCCACCAAUGAUCAUUAGUUCGUUGAGCAUUUUGGUUGGAGCAAAUGCAGCCCCAGUAAUAUCUGUUCGUCAAGAAGACAGAAUCACAUAUUCCAACACCUAUCUUUCUGGCCCUAAUUUUGUCUCAGAAAUUAUGGAUGCAAUUGAACAUGAUGUUUCCUCUGUGACAGCAGACCUGGAGCUACUGCCAAUUUCAGAAGAUAGUUUUGAGCCUAGCUCUCAGCUGUCUUAUCAGUUCUCGUUUUGA